UCAUGGCGGAGAGGGGAGGAGGCGGCGAGGGAACGUCGUCGUCGCCGGGGAAGAAGGCGAGGAAGCCCUACACCAUCACCAGGCCCAGGGAGCGGUGGUGCCCCGAGGAGCACGAGCGCUUCCUCGACGCCCUGCUCAGGUUCGGCCGCGACUGGAGGAAGAUCGAGGAGCACGUCCGCACCAAGACCGCGGUGCAGAUACGCAGCCACGCCCAGAAGUACUUCCUCAAGGUCCAGAGGCUGGGCCUCGCCGCCGGGCUGCCGCCGCCACAGCACCCGAGCCGCAGGCUCGCCAUGUCGCAGCAGCAGAUCUCGCCGGCCGACGGGACGGCAGUGCUGCACGGACAGCCGCAACAUUGUCCGUCCGGUGCUGUUCAGGGUCCCGUCGGCUGGACCUAUCCGGGACAGGGAGUUCUUCCUGCGUCCAAUGACAUGCAGAACUUGGACUGGGCUUGCAGUUCAGGCAGCUCUGCCUGGGUGAGCCAUGGAGGUGCAGGGAGCCAGACUCAACCAGCCGCAGCAACACAUCCAGGUGGCAGCUCAUUCAUGGGGGCGCCGAGCUUCGACGAUACGGGCAUGGACUGGACUGGCACGGGCAGCACAGGCGAAGCGUCGGCGAUCGCCGAUGCAGAGGAUGAGACGAUUCCACUUCCCUUGUCCCCUGACGACAUGCAUUUCGCGCGGGUAUACCGGUUCAUCGGCGACAUAUUCGACCCGGCCACGCCGUGCCGCAUCGAAGCCCACCUGCAGAAACUCAAGGACAUGGAUGGGAUCACUGUGAAGACGAUCCUGCUGGUGCUAAGGAACCUCGAGACCAACCUGACAGCGCCUCAGUUUGAGCCCAUCAGGCGGCUGCUGUCGAGGUAUGACCCCGGGCGAGGCCUGUCUGGCCAGCUAUAGAGCGUGCGUGCGUGCGUGCGUGCGUGCAACCUGAAAGGAGAAAACUAAACGAGAAAGGAGGUACAGGUGACAUGGAUGGCAACGGAGAAAGAAAGUUCCACUGAAGAAAGACCAGAUAUGGGAGGUUGGAAUAGAAAUAUAGAAUGGAUAUUGGUCGGCCAGAGAGAUAUGACAUACAGAUGUAGUCUAUUAAGAAUGGUUGUUUCGAAGAUUUUGGAUACAGGACUGAGAUUAGCAUUCGUUCAGAGUUCAGACUGCCUAGUCGUAGCACUGAAUUUGUGUGUGUGUGUGUGUGUGUGUGUGUGUGUGUGUGUGUGAUGUGCCCACUGGUCGUUGUAGCGUGCUUGUACUUGCAUGUGAUGUGCUCAGCUUGGAGAAAUGUCUUUUAC
This is a messenger RNA of Triticum dicoccoides, 1288 nucleotides long. Its product is annotated as protein REVEILLE 8-like. Bases 3 to 899 code for a protein of 298 amino acids. The transcript is spliced from 8 exons. Gene Ontology annotation, molecular function: DNA binding. NCBI's taxonomy places the organism in Eukaryota, Viridiplantae, Streptophyta, Magnoliopsida, Poales, Poaceae. The record is from RefSeq and is a predicted model, not a curated record.